Messenger RNA from Cladocopium goreaui, 4809 nucleotides. Lineage: Eukaryota; Dinophyceae; Suessiales; Symbiodiniaceae. The record is from the annotation of a GenBank genome assembly.
GAGGACUCAGUGGACUUCAAGUAUCCCACAUGGGAUGGUGACUGGAACAAAUGGACGGACUAUCAGCUGCGUGUUGAGUUGAGAGCUGAUGGACUGAAAGAGGAGGACCAGAAACUUCUAGGACCUCGGCUUGCAUCCAAUCUGACUGGAAAGGCCUUUGACAGUCUCGCUGAGAUUGACAGAGAGAAGUUACGCCAACCCGAUGGGUGGCAGUACUUUCUCAAGUUUCUCGAGAAGACUCGAGGCCGUGAAAAGGUAGAUCUUCUUGGAGAUGCUUUCAACGAGUUCUUUGUGCGCAAAGAAGUCUACCGCAAGGACGGUGAGGAGUUUUCAGAAUAUGAACCCAGAUUUCGAAGUCUGACCAGAAGAUUAGAGAAAGCCCUCAAAGAAUCAGGAUCAGAAGGCAAACUGCCAACAGAAGUCCUUGGCUGGUUCCUGUUGAACUGCUAUAUGAGGAUGGAUCCAUCGGACAUCGCCAAUGUUCGUGGAUGCUCAGAGUCAUACAAGCUGGAACACGUGGUGGCCUCCCUUCAAAAGAUGUGGAGUGGAGGCGGCCUAGCUGCCAAGGAUCAAGAGAUGCGUCGUCGCCGAAAAGAUGGUGGACAAGCCUUGCUGGUUGAUGAGCCUUCUCGACCUGAUGAAGGGGAGGUCUACCAGAAUGUGGACGAAGAUGUGAUGGAAAGCCAUGCCGCCACCAAUGAUGAAGAGCUUGAGGAAUUGGCCACUUGGUACCAAGAAGCCUAUGUUGCACUCGUAGAUGAGCCUGAUGAUACUGAGAUACUUGCCAACUUCAAGGAUGCUCGUCGUGCCCUGGACCAAGCUAGAACGGCGAGGGGUUUUUACCCUGUGAGACACCCUGACAGUCAAAAAGGUCGUGGUAAGUCUCAGGGCAAGGGGAACUACAAUCGAGACAAUGAGCAUGCCAACAAGACCUGCAUUCGGUGUGGGAAGCGUGGCCACAUUGCUCGUAUUUGCCCACAACGAGCUCAAAGUGAUGGCAAAGGCCAAAGUGGAAAAGGAAGUGGCAAGGUGGGUUUUGUCGGUGUCCAAUGGCAAGAACCAACUGCAGAGAAUGCAUGUGAUAAAGGUGACGAGUGUGCACAGGUCUGGGCCACGACUGGCCAUGAAAACCAACUUCGUGGCAAGGCUGUCCUGGAUAGUGGUGCCUCAGAUAACGUGAUUGGAGUGAACACUUUGCAAGAUCUCGCAGACAUGUACGAGGAGCUUGGCCUCAACACUGAGGACGAGUUUGAGAUCGACCGUAACAUCCACAAGAGCUUUGUCUAUGGUGGUGAUCACAGUAGCAAGGCUCUGGCACUUGCACACCUGAACCUUGGUGUCUUGGGAAAUGAGAUGAUGGUCGAUGUGCAUGUUGUGGAGGGCAGUACACCUUUGCUGCUCAGUGCAAAGUUCCUCUAUGAUUCCCGAGCCACCAUUGACUUCCGAAAGGGGACAGCUGUCUUUGAGGGCAUCAACCAUGAAGCGUAUCAGCUGGAAAGGAGUCCAGGUAAUCAUCUCCUUCUACCAGUCACUGUCUUUGGUGGGCGCCGUGGACUGAUGAGAUCUACUGAGAUGUGGCCUCCUGCGGUUCCUGUACUGAGUGCGCCUGAGUCAGAUCCGGACCCAAAGGGGGAUGAACCGAACUGUCGUAGGCUUUUGGAAAUUCAGGUACAAGAAUUGAACGGCAGUGUAGGUGCUGAGGACAAUAUCAAUGCUGCACCCGUUCCUGAUAGGGAGGAACAAGACCAACCUCAAGCAAAAAGCCACUCAGUGAACUCCGCUAUCCUGACGAAGCAUUCGGUGACACAACCCGAGAGCGCAAUGUCGAUGCCAAGCGCCGACCUGAAGACUCUGUUGGACCUUCAGGACAAGAAGGGACAAGUGAGCCGAGAGGAGAUUCAGAGCAUGUCGCUCGAAGACCUCGGCUCGAUGAAGAUGGACCAAGGGGAACGCCACAAGGGGCACCUCUUCCAGGAGAUCUACAAGGACAAGAGCUACAACCGUUGGGUGGCAAGCCACAUCAAGGACGACGACCCAGUCUUCCGCACCAUCCACAAGUACAAGAUCUACCUGCAUCGUCGUCUGGCUCAGGAGCUCGAGGAGGAGAAUGUCCUGGGACAUCCAGGAAGCGGAAGCCAUCAACUUCCCCUGAAACCUUCGAACGUGAAGAAGGUGCACACCAAGGAGGGGUCCCGCCAAGCAGCAGAACUGGAAGCCAUGGGUCAGUUGACUCCAAUGCCCAUUCCGGACGACGAGAGCCUGUCUCAUUGGAGCCAGGUGGAGAACAUGGAGAACGACAUUCAGAACCUCCACAAUGGCAACGAGCAGCUGCACCAACGCAUGGCGCAGAUGGAAGCCUGCAUGGCCCAGAUUCUCACGGUCUUGCAGUCGGGACCACAUGGAGCGUUGAGCCAGGUUAAGAAGGGAGCUGAAGUUGUUUUGAGAAAACUCUUACCUCAUGAACAACAGCAGUUUGAUGAAGCCAUGAAAAAGGAAAUUGACUCCUUUCUUUCCAGUGAUGCUGUUCAAAUCUGUUCUGCGGCUGGCAUUCCAGAGGAAGAGGCACAGCGCCUAUUCCGUGAAGAAGCAGCGGUACACGACGUGGACCCAAACUUGGCUGACACAAUCUUCAGUGCCGAGACAGCUGCCUCGGGCUACACCAAGUUUGAAUGCGAGGGAUGUCGCUUCUUGCUGGUCGAGGGAGCUCCCGCACAGGUGAGACUACAGUGCAAUCAGUCCAUGAGAGGGCUAGAAGUAGCCGCAACCAUUGUGCAGUCUGUGGGUUUGGUUACACUGCAAAAAGAGGAUCUUCACUAUGCCACUGCGUCGGAAGACGUUCCUGCCGAACCGGUGCCUGCGCCGAAGGCAGACGGGAAGGCAAUGAGCGAUUCGUCAAGCGAGUCCUCAGACGAGGGCGAGGGCAGUGGGAAGGAGAUUCUGGAUUUGCUGAGCCGAGCAAAAAGAGGUGGUCAAGGUUUGGCUACCAGUUCAGAAAAACCCAAAGAAAGCACAAAGAAGGUUGCCAGUCGUUAUGCACUGCUCCGGGCAGACUCCGAGAAGGAUCAGCGGGAUUCUUCAGGUGGCAUAGAGACUGUUUUGGAAAAGAUUGCAAUUGGGGGCAACCAAGAGGUGGCCAGCAGCAGGAUCAAUGCCUUGAUCACCAUGGAGUUGCUGAAGGUGCUGAAGGGAACAAAGAAAAAAUCCAAGGCGCCACCGUCGGACCCAGAGGAAAGCCAGGACAGCAGUUCUCAGUCCGACAGCAGCCAUGGGAAAAAGGGAGGAGCCUCACGUGCUUUGAGGGCUUACCGAAGAGGCCAUCGCUCUAUGAGAAGAAAACCCAUGAAGCAUGUGAAAAGAUACAUCCGGGAGGUGGAGCACUUCUUGGGUGCGUCGCUAGAAACAGCUUACAGCCUGUCAGACUAUUCGAGAAAGUUGAACUGGGGAAAACAACGCACUCUCCUGCGAUGCCACUUUGCACUUUCAGAGAUCCUGCAAACCUUGCUGAAGAAUCGCCCGGACCAAGCUGCCCUCGAAGUAGUGCAGCUUCUCCGAGCUAUCCAUCAGACUGCGCUGGACCAAGGCUCAUGGAAGGCGAGUUGGUUGCUGUUGAGGUACCAGGACCCGAUAGAAGUUCCGAAGUUUGGGGGGGAGCCUCAAGAUUUGGAGCUGGUGGCAGGGUACUUGAACGCCCUACAGAAGUUGGAGAAGAGAUCGAAACACUUCAACAAGGGCGAGCACGAAGAAGAAGGCGGAAAGGGCAAAAAAGGGAAAGGCAACAAGAAGAAGCAGGAAGGGAGUGGACUGCCCUUCAUGAAAGCUAUGCGAGAGCAAUGUAUCUUGGAUCCUAGAGAACACCUGUCUCAUGAUCGUGUCACUGAAUUUGAGUCGAUGCCGCAUGCCAUUCCCAUCCCCGGACCGGUACCGGGCGAUUGCAAAGCCUGCCAUAAAGUAGACCCGAAAGAUUGGCCGCGUCUGUUGGGGAAGUUGCACAGUGCUCAGAUGAUCUCAUUCGUGCCAGUGGACGCAACGCACGAAGGUGUCCUAAAAGCCGCUGGAUGCCUAAAGCCGGAUCAAACUCUCAGGACACCCUAUGAGGACGAAACCUUGAUGGCCAGAUCACGGGACAGGCCAGUUUCGACUCGUGUUUCAGCAACUGAUGCCAGCCUAAGCGGUGGUGGAAGGGCCUCUACACUGACUAGUAAGAUGUUUUCGAAACUGCUGUAUCGCUUCAGCGACUGGACUUUCCGAGAGAUCUUUGCCGGUAGGGCGCGUUUGACUGAAGGCGCCGUCUUCGAAGAGCUGUCAUAUGAUCAGCUUCAGCGGGCUGCGAAAAGAUAUCCGAGUGAUGUUCAACUCCAGAAGUACGCCAAGAUGGUGGUGGCUGCAAAAGAGCUGGAGGGCAUUGCGGAUCCAGCCCCUUGUCAGCCGCUGAUGUUGCGUGACAGCCCAUCGGCUCUCAGUUCGGACGCGGAGCGUCUGCCGUUGAAAAAACUGGUGAUUGCCUACAUUUACAAACUGACCUUGAACCGGGUUAUCUUGCUGGUGAUGUUGAUUGUGACACUGCUGGUGCUUUUCAAACCGUCACUGGCAAUUGCAGUUACAAAAGUUCUGGUGAGAUUGUUGCGCCUCACCCUGAGGCGGAUGACUGGUUUUUUGGUUUUGUUGAUGGAAGGACUUUUGACUGAGGUGAUUUACCAGAUUGAGUUUGCCUUGCGGCAACUGCUUCCGCAUCCAAUUGAUUUCGAACAGUUUGCAAGCGCCCCUUUUGAGAUGUUGUCACAUGUACUCUCUGCACUUGCAGGAGCAGCU